AAUGCACAACAACUGCGAAAGCAGCCCAGGAAUUUUUUAAGGCAAAGAAGUGGAAUAUUCUGUAAUGGCCAAGUUAAUCACCUGAUUUCAACCCAAUCGAGCAUGCAUUUCACUUGUUGAAGACAAAACAUAAGGCAGAAAGACCCACAAGGAAACAACAAUUGCAGUAAAGGCCUGGCAAAGCAUCAUGAAGGAGGAAACCCAGUGUUUGGUGUUGUCCAUGUGUUCCAAACACAAGUGUUCAAGCAGUAUGCAAAGGAUUCUUGAAAAAGGUGGAUUGAGAAUCCCAAGAUGGAAAUGACAUUAACAGCCAGCGAGAUCCGCCAACGUUUCAUUGACUUCUUUGUGAAGAACGCCCAUACUUAUGUGCAUUCUUCUGCCACCAUCCCCUUGGAUGACCCUACUCUGCUGUUUGCCAAUGCUGGCAUGAAUCAGUUCAAGCCCAUCUUCCUCAACACUCUUGACCCCUCCCACCCUAUGGCAAAGCUGACGCGGGCUGCCAACACUCAGAAGUGCAUUCGUGCUGGUGGGAAGCAUAAUGACCUGGACGAUGUUGGUAAAGAUGUCUAUCAUCAUACAUUCUUUGAGAUGCUGGGCUCUUGGUCUUUUGGAGAUUACUUCAAGGAACUGGCCUGCAGAUUUGCCCUGGAUCUGCUUACUAAAGAAUUUGGCAUCCCUGUUGAGCGACUUUAUGUUACAUACUUUGGUGGGAAUGAAGCAGCUGGUCUGCAUCCUGACUUAGAUUGCAAACAAAUUUGGCUGGAUUUGGAUCUGCCAGAGAGCAGGAUUCUUCCAGGCAGCAUGAAAGAUAACUUUUGGGAAAUGGGUGAUACAGGGCCUUGUGGACCUUGCAGUGAAAUUCACUAUGACCGGAUUGGGGGCCGUGAUGCUUCACAUCUCGUCAAUCAAGAUGACCCCAAUGUGCUGGAGAUCUGGAACCUGGUGUUCAUACAAUUCAACAGAGAAGCUGAUGGGACCUUGAAGCCUCUUCCUAAGAAGAGCAUUGACACUGGCAUGGGUCUAGAGAGGUUGGUCUCUAUCCUGCAGAGCAAGAUGUCCAACUAUGAUACAGAUCUCUUCGUGCCUUACUUUGAGGCUAUCCAGAAGGGCACUGGUUGCAGGCCAUAUACUGGGAAAGUUGGUGAGGAUGAUGCAGAUGGUAUAGACAUGGCUUAUCGUGUACUGGCUGACCAUGCCCGAACCAUCACUGUAGCCCUUUCAGAUGGUGGAAGGCCUGAUAACACUGGAAGGGGGUAUGUUCUGAGACGCAUCCUUCGCCGUGCUGUGCGCUAUGCCCAUGAGAAACUCAGUGCUCCCAAAGGAUUUUUUGCAUCGCUUGUUGAUGUGGUAGUAGAAUCCCUGGGCGGUGCCUUCCCUGAACUGAAGAAAGACCCAGAGAUGGUAAAAGACAUUAUCAAUGAAGAAGAGGUUCAAUUCCUGAAGACACUUAAUAGAGGACGACGCAUUCUUGACAGGAAGAUUCAGAGCUUGGGGGACAGCAAAGUUAUCCCUGGAGACACGGCCUGGCUGCUGUACGACACCUAUGGCUUCCCUGUGGAUCUCACUGGCCUCAUUGCAGAGGAGAAGGGGCUCAAAGUUGAUAUGGAGGGCUUUGAGGAGGAAAGGAAGACUGCCCAGUUAAAAUCCCAGGGCAAGGGAGGUGGUGAUGAAGACUUGAUCAUGUUGGAUAUCUACGCUAUUGAAGAACUUCGCUCUAGGGGAUUGGAGCCAACAGACGACUCCCUUAAGUACAACUACUCAUCAGAUCCCCGUGGCACCUAUAAGUUUAGCAGUCCUGUGGCCACAGUGAAGGCCCUCCGUCGGGAGAAGGCAUUUGUGGAACAGGUGUCUACGGGCCAAGAGUGUGGAGUCAUUCUCGAUCAUACCUGCUUCUAUGCUGAGCAGGGAGGACAGAUCUAUGAUGAGGGCUACCUUGUGAAGGAAGAUGAAGGCAGUGAGGAUAAGACAGAAUUUACCGUGAAAAAUGUCCAGGUGCGUGGAGGUUAUGUGCUCCAUGUGGGCACGGUGUAUGGGAACCUGAAAGUGGGAGACACUGUACAACUGUACAUUGAUGAGGCAAGGCGAAGGCCCAUCAUGAGCAAUCACACAGCCACCCAUAUCCUCAACUUCGCCUUACGUGCUGUGCUGGGGGAAGCUGACCAGCGAGGAUCCUUGGUUGCACCAGACCGACUGCGAUUUGAUUUCACUGCCAAAGGAGCUAUGUCCACUGAGGAAAUCAGGAAGGCAGAAGAAACUGUUAAUCAGAUGAUUCAGGAAGCCAAGGUUGUCUAUGCCAAGGAUUGUCCUCUGGCUGCUGCUAAAGCUAUCCAGGGCCUCCGAGCAGUGUUUGAUGAAACCUAUCCUGACCCUGUCCGUGUCAUCUCGAUUGGCAUACCUGUCGAGGACAUGCUUGAUGAUCCAUCCAGCCCUGCAGGUGCCAUCACAUCUGUUGAGUUUUGUGGAGGAACGCAUCUGCAGAACUCCAGUCAUGCUGGCCACUUUGUAAUUGUAUCAGAGGAAGCAAUUGCGAAGGGCAUCCGGAGAAUAGUGGCAGUCACUGGAGUGGAAGCUCAGAAGGCACUGAGGAAAGCAGACAUAAUUCAGAAGCUGCUUACAGACCUAGAAGCCAAAGUGCAAAUUCAGACUGCACCCAACAAAGAUGUUCAACGUGAAAUUGCUGACCUUGGUGAGACUCUGGCCACUGCCAUAAUUCCCCAGUGGCAGAAAGAUGAAUUCCGUGAGGCCCUCAAAGCACUGAAGAAGAUUAUGGAUGAUCUAGAUCGUGCCUAUAAAGCAGAUAUCCAGAAACGAGUUUUGGACAAGACAAAACGGCUUAUUGAGGCUCACCCCAACCAGCCACUGGUCAUUCUGGAAAUGGAGAGUGGUGCUACAGCAAAGGCCCUGAAUGAAUCCUUGAAGCUCUUGAAGACUCAUUCUCCUGAGACUGCAGCCAUGCUCUUUGCAAUAGAUAACGAAGCUGAGAAGAUCAUCUGCUUAUGCCAGGUCCCUCAGGAAGCUGUCAAUAAAGGGCUAAAGGCAAGCGAAUGGGUGCAACAGGUGUCAGGUCUGAUGGAAGGCAGGGGGGGUGGGAAAAACCUUUCUGCCCAGGCAACAGGCAGAAACACCAGCUGCCUCGAAGAAGCCCUGCAAGUGGCUAUGGACUUUGCCAAGCUGAAACUGGGUGAGCUGAAGAAUUGAAGCUGACUUGAGAGACCAGAUGAAGAAGGGAAGCCUUUGUCUGCUGCUCAGCCACUGGGUCAGGAGUUUUUUGUCGGCAGCUUUUGCGGAAACAAAGACUGUGCAUUGUUUUCCUUCUGAAGUCAUCCACAAGGACACUGGCCAAGCCAGGUGACCAUAUAAGACUGAACAUAGCAUAUGUUAGUCCAAGAGUAGACAUUUGCUAAUUUGUGAUAAUAACUGAGCCGCCUCAGGGCACCUGCUGUCAACCAGCUGUCCUCCUUUUUUGCACACAUUUCUCAUACGCUUCCUGAUUCUCUAAAUGUAAAUACCAUUUAACAGUUUAAAGGGAAGGCUGUGCACAGAAACCCUCUGUCUAUGCUCAAGUACUGUAUGUUUACUGUCAUACAAGUGUGUACAGGAGAGAACAUCUCAUCCCUUGCCACUGUAAUUGUGGAAGCUCCUCCCUGCAUUCAUGGUAUUAACUUUUGUUGUGGUAAAGCUUUAGCCUGAUUAACUGGUAGUAACAUAAAUUCCAUGCGGAAUAAACAGACAAACAACAAUGAAGUUUA
Messenger RNA from Pogona vitticeps (central bearded dragon), 3749 nucleotides. Lineage: Eukaryota; Metazoa; Chordata; Lepidosauria; Squamata; Agamidae. The record is from RefSeq and is a predicted model, not a curated record.